GCGAGUCCUCCUUUUUUGCACACACACGAAUACAAAGAGCCAUACGACCUUCGGGUAUCCUUUUUCCAUUUUUUUUCCCCUCCUUCAUCUUGUGUGCGUUUUCAGAUUUUUUUUUUUUUUUUUAAAAUAGAGAGCUGUGGCAGUGCUGGGUGAAGGCCGUGUGGCACCAGUGUGCCGUGUGGUUAGGGAGCACAGGACCCGUCAACAGAAGGCUGAGGACAAGCAACCAUGGACUGUGUGUGUUUUCACCUGCCAGCCUCCGCAGAUCCCGCAGCCUGGAGCCCCAGCCCUUCUGACCACCUUCCAUGAGAAAGGAAAGUGAAUCUCGAGGCUAGUGCUUCCCUGGCCAAAGCCAGUUCCCUGGAACACUCGUGGAGCCGUCCGGCAGUGUGCACCCGGUUCUCUGGAACAAUUGUGAUUGUGCACCCGGUUCUCUGGAACAAUUGUGAUUGUGCACCCGGUUCUCUGGAACACUCGUGAAGCCGUCCCGCAGUGUGCGCCCGGUUGUCUGCACCCAUCAGCUAUGUCCUUCAGCGCCACCAUUCUCUUCUCGCCUCCCAGUGGCAGUGAGGCCAGAUGCUGCUGCUGUGCCUGUAAGAGCGAGACUAGCCAGGGCAGCUCGGGGUCUCAGGGUGGGAAUCCUCCUGCCGGCACCCCUAUCACAGUGACAGGGCACGGGCUGGCGGUGCAGAACUCUGAGCAGCUCCUGCAUAUCAUCUACCAGCGGGUGGACAAGGCGGUGGGUCUGGCUGAGGCAGCCCUGGGUCUUGCUCGGGCCAACAACGAGCUGUUAAAACAGCUCCAGGAAGAAGUGGGCGCGCUCCGGCAGGGGAAAGUGUGCACCGCCGAUGAAGAUGGGGAGAGCCGGGCCCGCAGCCCCCCGCCCGAAGAGCCUGGCCUGCUCAAGGGGAGUCCGGGAGAAGCCUGCAAGACACUGUCUGCCGUGGAGGAGGAGUGCGACAGCGUGGGCAGUGGCGUGCAGGUGGUGAUCGAGGAGCUGCGGCAGCUGGGGGCUGCCUCCACCGUGGGGCAGGGGCCCUUGGGCUUCUUCGCAGCCCCCCAGAGAGAUCUGCGGCUCCCCGGAUGUGCUCUGGCUGCGGUGGAGGGAGCCCCUCUGCUCAACCCCAUGGCGGAUGAUUAUGUGGCUUCUGAGGGUACAAUCCAACGAGUGCUGGUCCCUGCCUAUGCCAAACAGCUUUCACCAGCCACACAGCUGGCUAUCCAGAGAGCAUCCUCAGAAACAGGACCAGAAAACGGCACCAAACUAUCAGCAGCCCACCCCGAGGACAUGCUUGGUUCGGCGGCACUGGACAGUGCCUUGGAAGAGUCGGGCCCUGGUGGCACUGGGGAGUUGAGCCGUUCCAUGGGAUUUAUGGGCUCCCCAUGCAGAAUCCGAGCAACCGGGCAGAAAAACUCCAGACGCAAGCGAGAUCUGGUGCUCUCCAAACUGGUCCACAAUGUGCAUAACCACAUCACCAAUGACAAGAGAUUCAAUGGAUCUGAAAGCAUUAAGUCCUCUUGGAAUAUUUCAGUAGUGAAGUUCCUUUUGGAAAAGCUGAAGCAGGAACUGAUGACCAGUCCCCAUAACUACACUGAUAAGGAGCUGAAAGGAGCCUGUGUGGCCUACUUCCUUACCAAGAGGCGAGAGUACCGCAACUCUCUCAACCCUUUCAAAGGCCUGAAGGAAAAAGAAGAGAAGAAACUCCGAAGUCGCCGCUACCGGCUCUUUGCCAACCGAUCCAGUAUCAUGAGGCAUUUCGGACCCGAGGACCAACAGCUGUGGAAGGGUGUGACCGAAGAGCUGAUGUCAGACGAGGAAGACAGUCUUAACGAGCCGGGGGUGUGGGUGGCCCGCUCCCCCCGAUUCCGGUCCCAGCGCCUCACCGAGCUCUGUUACCACCUGGACGCGAACUCAAAGCAUGGCACCAAAGCCAACCGUGUGUACGGGCCUCCCUCAGACAGACUGCCUUCCGUGGAAGCCCAGCUGCUUCCCCCCGAACUUUACAAUCCCAAUUUCCAAGAAGAGGAAGGAGGCGGCGGCGGCGGCGGCGGCGGCGAGAAAGGACCCGUGUCCCCGUCCUUCGACCAGCCUCACAAGGCAUCCUGCCCCGAUAUGAACUCAUUCAUCGAAAUCAAGGUGGAAAAGGAUGAAUACAAUCUCUAACAAGGGUCACGCUGACGCCGGUCGCUCUCCACAUCCCAGAAACGGGUGGCUCAGCAGCACCCUGAGGCGCCUCCUGCAGAUCUGCUUUCUCUUAACGUAGGGUUUACUUGAAGUGGAAGCUGGAGACUCUGGUGGGAUAGCAGGGCAGGGGAGUGCCGCCCCUGCCCCGCCCUGCCCCAUUGAUAAGCCAGAAUGUGCUUAUUCCUAAGCAUAAACCGUGCCUCGGAGGAGCCUGGGAUGAAAAGGGGGGAUGGGUCAAAGAAUCAUGAGGCCUUGAUACAUGUCCCUAUCUCUGACUUUGUUUGUCCCCCCCUUCCACCCCUCACCCCCACCCCCCUUUUCAUUGUACCCACAGCUCAGGAGAAACACUGCGGGUCUUGUGCUGCCCUGGAAGCAGAACAGACCUACCCAGGGUAAUACUGCCCCCUGGUGGGAAGUUUCACUCAUGGGCUUUCUCUUCUGAGCAGGGAACUAUGGGCUUACCGCUAUUGGGAAUUAGGGUCUAGAUACGCUAGUUAUUGUUUGGAUUUUUUAAUGAUAGCUAUUAUUUGUUGGAUUAUAUGAGAAAAUUUUAUUAUUCCAAUAUUACAUGUGAGGAAAUUAAAGCUUAACCAUUUCUCAUGUUGCUGGGCAUAGUGACUCAUAUUUAGAAUACCAGCAUUUAGGAAGCUGAACUGGAUGACUGCUGUCGGU
Peromyscus leucopus (white-footed mouse) is the source of this 2857-nucleotide messenger RNA. It is a transcript of the gene C9H14orf93, whose product is annotated as chromosome 9 C14orf93 homolog. The record is from RefSeq and is a predicted model, not a curated record. The transcript is spliced from 7 exons. The coding region runs from base 524 to 2164 and encodes 546 amino acids. NCBI's taxonomy places the organism in Eukaryota, Metazoa, Chordata, Mammalia, Rodentia, Cricetidae.